UCAAACGCUCUCUCUCAAUUUGUCAUCUUCUUCGUCAAACUUCAACCCCGAAAAUUCGAAAAAAGAAAAUACAAAAUCCCGCCUUCGCCUUCUUCUAGAAACCCUAACGCCGAGCUCUAUCUCCGUCUGUAGAUCUCAGAAGCAAAUACACCGUCGACCCGGAAACUCAUACAGCUAGUGAAAUGAAUCAUACAGAAGAAGAACAUGGAGGUGGUGGUGGUGGUUGUUAUGAUUAUGAGUUGGAUCAACUCUUCCUUGUACAUUCUGAUAUUACAUCUCUUCUCCAUCAGAUUGAUGAGCUUGUUGUGCAAACCAUGAAGCGUAGUAGUAAGACUGUGACCAAACAAGGGACUAGAGAAGUUGAGUCUUUCAGAUCUGUCUUGUCUGAUAUGCUAUCCACACUAAAGCCAUGGUUUCCUCGAUUGCAAGAAGUGAUAACGGAAUCUGAAUUGGUUUCAAAGGAUCAGGAGGAACAGCUUUUGAUGAGCACUAGCAGUGUCCGAUCAAGUAAAGAAGAAGAAGAAGAAGAAGAUUUGUUUGAUGUUGAGAGCCCUGAGCCUACUCAGUUUGAGCCUUUAGUCUCUCCUUCUCCUCUUGUGAAUUGGCGUGGUGGUGAUCAUAACGCUGACAAGGGUAGACAACUCUUUCUUUUGACACCAUUACCGUUAGGGAAAUCUGAAUUCCUUAAACAUCAGAAGAAUGCGUCAAAGCUUACGGCUAAAAGGAUUUUCCCAACUGCUGUUGCAAAUCAAUCGCUUCAAGUUUCUAAAGAAACAAGUGAUGAUGCUUUAGGAGGUGAGUUGAUGAAAACUGCAGGACUUGGUAACUCUUCACCAGUACUCAGGAGAAAAAUUCAGUCCGAGCUUCUAAUGUCCCCUUGCUUGAAGAUGUCGCCUCCAAAAUCUUGUACACUGUUUAGACCGAUUCCUGAAUCUUCUCCACCGGGAAAGCAAGGUGCUUGUAAGUCCACUUGCUCUGAACUGGGAGCUAGCACUUCUAAUGGUUCACAAAGCUCUGGAUCUUCUGGUAUAGAUGUAGCAGAGGAUCUCUGUUUAAAGUAUCCAGAGCUUUUGGGAAUACAACAUGCUCCAAUAACAAGAAAAACAGAUCUUGAAUCCUCUCCGGUUUGGUGGUUUUCUCCUCCUAAAACAUGUGUUUUUGUGAAGCCUGUGAAUGAGAAGAAACUAAUUGAUGGAACUGGUGUUUCCGGAAUGGUAUCAUCAUUUGAUUUUCCAAACAUUAAUCCAGAAGCAAAACACACUACAGAGGGAAGCAUGUCAAUGGUGGUUGAGAGUACACCAGUGUUUAAAGAACCAGAGAGCGUAAUGACGAAAAAUAGGACAAGAGCGGGUGAGAGUACUCUGAAGAAAGAGCUAUGGACAAGAUUUGAAGAAGCAUCAAUUCAAGAUGAAGAUAUACAUUUCAACUCGAUGCCAACAACAACAGUUAGAGGAACUAAGAAGAAAGGGUUCAUGGAAAGGUUAGAGGAAGCGAGUGACAAUGAGGAAGUUCAUGACUCAAUUUUAUGAUGAAAUCACUCACUUGGUAAAUGGUUUAUACCUUCUUUGUUUGUAAUUUUACCAAUUGUACUGUUCAACCUUUCUUUUACCAAAUCGUGGCUUGACUAUAUUAGAAGAACACUAGAGAUGAAUGAACAAAAGAGAAU
Molecule: messenger RNA, 1666 nt
Organism: Camelina sativa (false flax)
Lineage: Eukaryota; Viridiplantae; Streptophyta; Magnoliopsida; Brassicales; Brassicaceae
Source: RefSeq, a predicted model, not a curated record